AUGAUGGAUAUGGGUUCUUCUUCAAUGUCUAUGGAUAUGGCAUCUUCUACCGCUUCUGCUUCAAUGUCUAUGGAUCAUCAUUCAAUGUCAAUGUCAAUGCCAAUGAGUUCUUCAACUUCAAGUUCAAUGAGUGGAAUGGAUAGUAUGGAUGGUAUGGAUAUGGAUAUGUCAAUGAAUACCUUUUUAACUACAAAAUAUUCAGGUUAUCCAGUUAUUUUCCAAACUUUAAAAGCUUCAAAUGGUGCUAGUGCUUUUGGUAUAUUUUGUAUCUUAUUCUUUACAGCUUUUGCAACAAGAGGUUUAACUUUCCUUGGUGCUUAUUUACAACAAAAAGUAUUUACACCUCCAAAAAAAUUUGACCUAAGUGAAAAUCAUAAUCAUACAACUACUAUUAAUAAAAGUGAUAUUAAUGAAAGUAGUAAUACCGUUGAUACAGAAAGUAAUGAAUCACAUACACAAAAACAUUUGAAAAAUAGAUCAGUUUUAGCACAAUUUCUUGAUAUAACACCAACUUCAAUCUAUAGAGAUUUUAUAAGAUUACUUUUGGCCUUUUUAAGUGCAAUGUUUGGUUAUGCAUUAAUGUUGGCAGCAAUGACAUUUAUUAUACCUUAUUUCUUCGCUAUAAUUUUAGGUUUAUCAUUUGGUGAAGUGUUUUUCUUUAGAUUAGCUUCAAUUAUGGAAAUUAAUCAAUCUGAAUCUUUUUGUGAAUCAUUCCAUUAA
Molecule: messenger RNA, 720 nt
Organism: Hansenula ciferrii
Lineage: Eukaryota; Fungi; Ascomycota; Saccharomycetes; Phaffomycetales; Wickerhamomycetaceae
Gene: CTR1
Product: high-affinity Cu transporter CTR1
Exons: 1
Coding region: 1-720 (239 amino acids)
Biological process (GO): intracellular copper ion homeostasis; copper ion transmembrane transport
Cellular component (GO): plasma membrane
Molecular function (GO): copper ion transmembrane transporter activity
Source: RefSeq, a predicted model, not a curated record